Notodromas monacha is the source of this 516-nucleotide messenger RNA. The record is from the annotation of a GenBank genome assembly. NCBI's taxonomy places the organism in Eukaryota, Metazoa, Arthropoda, Ostracoda, Podocopida, Cyprididae.
AUGUGGGUUGCUCUUUUGGUUUUGACGGCUUCUGGCAGUGGGAUUCUGGCGGUCGUGUUUCAUGUGAAAAGAGGAGAGUCUGCGAGACAGAGUUGUUCUCAGGAGGAUGUUGGAAUUAAGAUGCCUUGUAGUAUUGAGAAGAACCCAUUUUGUUUGACUGUGGCAAGCAAGGUUUGUAUUGGCACUUGGCAACUGGGAUCAUGUGACAAGAAGAGCUUUUGGUGCUGGCAGAAAUCCUGUGCUGGGGAUCCAACAUCCAAACAGGGCUUGUUUCUGGAUCCUGUCAACACACCCUCAACAAUUCCCGGUUGCAUUGUUCGUCACAAUGUAUCCUCUGAUCCCGUCAACAAAAUUCUGAUUCAAAAGGCCAUUUUCUGUUUGUGUGAUUCCGACGGAUGCAACAACGACAUCACUGAUUUGACCGGGAGACACCAACCUUAUUACGGGUUACUCAAUGGUGCAGCAAUCCUACAACAAAAUUUGCGAUGCGAAAUGAAUUUCAUUUUUGUGAAAUAG